Molecule: messenger RNA, 810 nt
Organism: Physella acuta
Lineage: Eukaryota; Metazoa; Mollusca; Gastropoda; Physidae
Product: phospholipid scramblase 2
Biological process (GO): plasma membrane phospholipid scrambling
Cellular component (GO): plasma membrane
Molecular function (GO): phospholipid scramblase activity
Source: RefSeq, a predicted model, not a curated record
GACCAAUGGAAACCAUGCAGUAAACUAAGAUUUAGAAUUAUGUGAGAAUUUGUUAAAUAAUACCUAGGUUAGGUAGAUUUAGUACUAGAUCUAGUUGGUACAAUUUUUAGUUGACCAAAAUUCAAAUAAUGGCAGCAACAGAAGGAGGACUCAGUGCACCCGAUCACGACCCUUUGACGAUACUAGAAAAUGUCACGAUGUUUGUUUUCAAACCUGAGAUUGAAUUGGUCGAAGCCAUUACUAUAAUUGAUUUAAAGAAUAAAUUUCGAAUCUUCGAUGAAAUGGGUAGAUUACUACUACUAGCUGUUGAAGAGUCCACGGCAAACGGCCCCAACAGAAACUUCACCAUGCACGUGACCGACUACAACAGCGAGGAGAUUCUCACCCUGGAGCGGCCCUUCAGCUUCAGCAACCCGUGCUACAUCUCGUGUUCCUGUUUCGACGUGUGUCGUCAACAGAUAGAAACGUUCAGCCUUGGCCAAAAGGUCGGCUCGGUCAGGGUCCAGUGGACGCUCUUCCGGUCGAAAUUUAUCGUCUACACAGUCGAGGAGGAACCGCGGUAUGACAUCAUAGCCCAACGACGAGCCUGCUCAAAAAAAGAAGUGUUCACAGUUUAUCUGCAUAAUACCAAACAAACCAUUGGCGAAAUUCGAAAAAAAUAUUUGGCUCACGAGACUAUUACUGAUGACGAUGCAUUUGGACUUACAGUGGACGCAAAUAUCCCACACCGAGAUAAAGCUUUGUUAAUUAGUGCUGUCUUUUUAAUCCAUGUAUUAUUUUUUAGUGACGAAUAAGUCACAGAUUUAUGUC